AUGGCUUCUACAACCUGUACCAGGUUCACCGACGAGUAUCAGUUGUAUGAGGAGCUGGGAAAGGGCGCCUUCUCCGUGGUUAGAAGAUGUAUGAAAAUCUCAACUGGUCAAGAGUACGCUGCCAAAAUCAUCAACACCAAGAAACUCUCUGCCAGGGAUCACCAGAAACUGGAGAGAGAGGCCAGGAUCUGUCGUCUUCUCAAGCACCCCAACAUCGUGCGACUCCAUGACAGCAUAUCCGAGGAGGGGUUCCAUUAUCUUGUCUUUGAUUUAGUUACUGGAGGGGAACUGUUCGAAGACAUUGUCGCCAGAGAGUACUACAGUGAAGCCGACGCAAGUCAUUGCAUUCAGCAGAUCCUAGAGGCCGUGCUUCACUGCCACCAGAUGGGUGUGGUCCAUCGCGACCUGAAGCCAGAAAAUCUUCUUCUAGCCAGCAAACUCAAGGGAGCGGCGGUGAAACUGGCUGACUUUGGAUUGGCUAUUGAGGUUCAGGGAGAUCAGCAAGCAUGGUUUGGUUUUGCUGGGACCCCAGGUUACCUUUCACCUGAAGUGCUACGGAAAGACCCCUAUGGAAAACCAGUUGACAUGUGGGCCUGUGGUGUGAUCCUCUACAUUCUGCUGGUGGGCUAUCCUCCGUUCUGGGAUGAGGACCAACACCGACUCUACCAGCAGAUCAAGGCUGGCGCCUACGAUUUUCCCUCACCAGAGUGGGACACAGUGACCCCUGAAGCAAAAGACCUUAUUAAUAAGAUGCUGACCAUCAACCCUGUCAAGCGCAUCACUGCUGCAGAGGCUCUCAAACACCCCUGGAUCUGUCAACGCUCCACCGUGGCCUCCAUGAUGCACAGACAGGAGACUGUGGAGUGCCUGAAGAAGUUCAAUGCCAGAAGGAAACUCAAGGGUGCUAUCCUUACAACCAUGCUUGCUACACGAAAUUUCUCAACAGGCAAGACUGCAUUUAACAAGAAGCCGGAUGGUGUUAAGCCCAAAGUUCCUCCCCUCACUAGGAACUCCAACGUAGUCACCAGCCCCAAAGAGCCCGUCCCCACUCCUGCUCUGGAGCCUCAAACUACUGUUAUCCACAAUCCAACUGAUGGAAACAAGGAGUCCACGGAGAGUGCCAACACAACCAUUGAGGACGAGGACGUGAAAGCCCGAAAGCAGGAGAUUAUCAAAGUCACUGAACAGUUGAUUGAGGCCAUCAACAACGGAGAUUUUGAAGCCUACACGAAGAUAUGUGACCCCGGCCUUACAUCUUUUGAACCAGAGGCCUUGGGGAACCUGGUUGAAGGAACUGACUUUCACAGGUUCUAUUUUGAGAAUGCUCUAUCCAAAGGCCACAAGCCCAUCCACACCAUUCUGCUCAACCCCCACGUGCACCUCAUCGGAGAAGAUGCCGCCUGUGUUGCAUACAUCCGCCUGACCCAGUACAUGGACGCCAGCGGUUUGCCUCGCACCAUGCAGUCCGAAGAAACCCGCGUCUGGCACCGCCGUGAUGGCAAAUGGCAGAACAUCCACUUCCAUCGCUCCGGCUCCCCCACUGUGCCCGCCAAGUAAGGACACCAUCCAAUCACCUAGCCCAGCUCAGCUGGAAGCAGGCUGAUUUUUAGCCUUUCACAGUCAGCCAGCCCUUUUUAGAUCCA
This is a messenger RNA of Chanos chanos (milkfish), 1643 nucleotides long. RefSeq names its product calcium/calmodulin-dependent protein kinase (CaM kinase) II delta 1 (gene camk2d1). Bases 1 to 1557 code for a protein of 518 amino acids. The record is from RefSeq and is a predicted model, not a curated record. The transcript has 20 exons. NCBI's taxonomy places the organism in Eukaryota, Metazoa, Chordata, Actinopteri, Gonorynchiformes, Chanidae. Gene Ontology annotation, molecular function: ATP binding; calmodulin binding; calcium/calmodulin-dependent protein kinase activity. Gene Ontology annotation, biological process: protein phosphorylation.